CACUUUCACUUUCUCUUCCGCCAAAGCCGCUCCCCUCCCGCUUCCAGCAGACUGGGGCGUACCGGGAGGGGAGCUGGGUUGGAACCCGGGACGCCGGGGGCGGCCCCGCAAGUGGGGCCCCUCCGGCCAGGUGGCGCGCCCCCGCCGUGCGGCGUCGGGCCGGUUUCCUCUUUCGCCCAUUGCUGACUCAGCUCGGUGCCCCUGCCCUUUCACCGUCCCACGCGGGGGCCCGUUCCCCAUGCCAGGCCGGGUCCCCGGUCCCUGGGCGGUGUAAGGGCUGCCGACUGCCGCCGGGGACACCGAGGCCGAGAGGGCUUGGGCCGCGCCAGAGGCCACCGGGCCGGGGCUGAGUUGUUCUGGUCAUCUGCCGCUCCCAGGUGACCCGCAGGUAGCAUUUCCCUGCAGACGCAGCCCCCCCGGGGGGAUGGGCGCAGCCACGCCAGAUGGACGAGAAGACCAAGAAAGCAGAGGAGAUGGCCCUGAGCCUGACCCGGGCAGUGGCAGGUGGGGAUGAACAGGUGGCUAUGCAGUGUGCCAUCUGGCUGGCAGAGCAACGGGUGCCCCUGAGUGUGCAACUGAAGCCAGAGGUCUCCCAGACACAGGAUAUCAGGCUGUGGGUGAGUGUGGAGGAUGCUCACCUGCACACGGUCACCAUUUGGCUCACAGUGCGCCCCGACAUGACAGUGGCGUCCCUCAAGGACAUGGUAUUCUUGGACUACGGCUUCCCGCCAGCCCUGCAGCAGUGGGUGAUUGGGCAGCGGUUGGCACGAGACCAGGAGACCCUGCACUCCCACGGGGUGCGGCGCAAUGGGGACAGUGCCUACCUCUACCUGCUGUCAGCCCGCAACACCUCACUCAACCCUCAGGAGCUGCAGCGGGAGCGGCAGUUGCGGAUGCUGGAAGAUCUGGGCUUCAAGGACCUCACGCUGCAGCCACGGGGCCCCCUGGAGCCAACCCCUCCAAAGCCCGGGGCCCCCCAGGAGCCCAGACGGGUUCAGCCAGAUGCGGUACCUGAGCCCCCGCUGGUGGGCUGGCAGUGCCCCGGCUGCACCUUCAUCAACAAGCCCACGCGGCCCGGGUGUGAGAUGUGCUGCCGGGCGCGGCCCGAGACCUACCAGGUCCCGGCUUCAUACCAGCCCGACGAGGAGGAGCGAGCGCGCCUGGCGGGCGAGGAGGAGGCGCUGCGCCAGUACCAGCAGCGGAAGCAGCAGCAGCAGGAGGGGAACUACCUGCAGCACGUCCAGCUGGACCAGAAGAGCCUGGUGCUGAACACCGAGCCCACCGAGUGCCCCGUGUGCUACUCGGCGCUGGGGCCCGGCGAGGCCGUGGUGCUGCGUGAGUGUCUGCACACCUUCUGCAGGGAGUGCCUGCAGGGCACCAUCCGCAACAGCCAGGAGGCGGAGGUGUCCUGCCCCUUCAUUGACAACACCUACUCGUGCUCGGGCAAGCUGCUGGAGAGGGAGAUCCGGGCGGAUAAACUUAUAGAAGUGGGAUGGGUGCCACAAGAUCGGAAAACUUUGGGCUGGUUGAAAUAUCGCCACCUUGCUUUCUCAGAGUGUGAGCUCCUGACCCCUGAGGAUUACCAGCGAUUUCUAGACCUGAGCAUCUCCAUCGCUGAGAACCGCAGUGCCUUCAGCUACCACUGCAAGACCCCAGACUGCAAGGGAUGGUGCUUCUUUGAGGAUGACGUCAAUGAGUUCACCUGCCCCGUGUGUUUUCACGUCAACUGCCUGCUGUGCAAGGCCAUCCAUGAACGUAUGAACUGCAAGGAGUAUCAGGACGACCUGGCCGUGCGGGCGCAGAACGAUGUCGCUGCCCGGCAGACGACGGAGAUGCUGAAGCUGAUGCUGCAGCAGGGCGAGGCCAUGCACUGCCCGCAGUGCCAGAUCGUGGUGCAGAAGAAGGACGGCUGUGACUGGAUCCGCUGCACCGUCUGCCACACCGAGAUCUGCUGGGUCACCAAGGGCCCGCGCUGGGGCCCCGGGGGCCCAGGAGACACCAGCGGGGGCUGCCGCUGCCGAGUGAAUGGGAUUCCUUGCCACCCAAGCUGUCAGAACUGCCACUGAGCUAAAGAUGGCCAGGUCCCACGCUGACCCAGCCCCACAUCUGCAGGCUGUUUGGGGGGCAGGGCUGGGCUUGGGGCUUUGGCUCCGAUUUCUGGUCUGGGAGAUGCCUUUGUGCUUGGUCAAGGCAGGGGCCCUGCAGAGCCCAGGGCCCCUGAGCUGCAUGGACAGCCUCAUUUGCCAUGGGAGUCGCAGGGGCCCCGCCUGCGCUGCUGUUGUCCACAGUCACAUCUGUCCCAGUACCUUUGUCCUUCCCCUGGGGCUCUCUGCAGCUCCCACCUCUACCUGCCCCCUGGCCAGAACCACCGUGUGACUCCAAACUCCUCCCAACCGCCACCCUCGUCUGCUGCACAGCAAGCACUCACAGCCACCUCCUUUCUGCUGUUGGCUUUCUGGGGGGUGACUUUUCUCUGCCUUUGUGGUGGGAGGCCUGGCGCUUCUUAGAACUCCUGCUGAUCUGUUCCGAGCCACGAGGGAGAGCAGGCAGUUUUGAAAGCACAGCCCAUCAUGUCUGGCUCUGCAUCUCCCUCUCUCCUGCCCGUGCAAGCUAAUUAAAAUAGUUUUCCAGGAA
Messenger RNA from Lemur catta (Ring-tailed lemur), 2634 nucleotides. It is a transcript of the gene RBCK1, whose product is annotated as RANBP2-type and C3HC4-type zinc finger containing 1. Gene Ontology annotation, molecular function: ubiquitin-protein transferase activity; ubiquitin binding. NCBI's taxonomy places the organism in Eukaryota, Metazoa, Chordata, Mammalia, Primates, Lemuridae. The transcript is spliced from 13 exons. Gene Ontology annotation, cellular component: LUBAC complex. The record is from RefSeq and is a predicted model, not a curated record. Gene Ontology annotation, biological process: proteasome-mediated ubiquitin-dependent protein catabolic process; protein linear polyubiquitination; positive regulation of canonical NF-kappaB signal transduction. The coding region runs from base 444 to 2066 and encodes 540 amino acids.